GAGGAAUCAAUACCACGACUGGUGAUAAGAAUUUAUUUACCCCUUCCUUCUCGGUGCCCUUCCCAUACAGUCGACCGAAGGCAUUCAGUACACCGUACGAUGGGCUCAAUAGGGCUUGAAAGCUUGCAAGUGGACACUACAUCACUAUUCUCAAAACGUAUACAGAAAUGGGAGCCUGGAGCUAUCCGCAGUCUCCUUCCUCUAGAGUCACUACCGGGAAUGAUAUCCCUCGUUGCUGGAAAGCCCAACCCAGGGACAUUUCCAUUUGCUGAAAUCGCUAUUACCCUGAAAGGCCCCGCAGGAACGAAGAUCGUGCUUGACGAAGCCGAUCUCAACGUUGGCUUACAGUAUGGACUUCCCGCAGGAAAUGGUGAGCUUAUCAAGUGGUUUGAGAGCCUACAGCGGCUAGUUCAUGGUGUCGGCGCAUACAGUGGCUGGGGGUGCUGUAUUGGCAACGGGAGUCAAGAGCUUAUCAGUCGAGCUCUCCAGGUUUUCACCGACCCCGGAGAUCCAAUUUUAGUUGAAACACCGGCAUAUCCAGGAAUCCUCGGAAUUGCACGAGCAGAUGAACAAGAACUUAUAGAAGUUCAUUCGGAUGCUCAAGGAUUGGAUCCAAUUAGACUGGAGCAAACCUUGGUGCAAUGGCCAUCUUAUCGCCGGCGGCCCAAGGUUCUCUAUACAACGCCGACAGGGUCGAAUCCAACCGGCCAGUCAUGCACCGAGCUACGCAAACUGCAAAUACUCCGACUCGCCAAACGGUUCAACUUCAUGAUCUUGGAGGACGACGCAUAUUACUUUAUCGACUUUGAAACGGCAUCCAAGAGAGCCAGGAGCUAUCUUGCACUCGAGACAGAGGCAAACGGAGAGACAGGACGUGUAAUCCGAUUCGACUCGCUGAGCAAGAUCGUCAGUUCAGGUAUGCGUGUCGGUGUCCUUACGGCUCCAGUCGCUGUAAUUCAUAGCGUCUGCCAAAUUACAGAAAACAUCAAUCUUCAACCUUCAUCGACCACGCAGCUUCUAGCCCUUUCACUGCUUCGACAUUGGGGCCAUUCAGGAUUUCUUGAACACUGUGCCGGGGUAGCAGAUAUCUACCGACGCAGAAGGGAUCUCUUCAUUGCCGCAGCGGAGCGCCAUCUCAUAGGAAGAGCUACAUGGGAUGUCCCAACCGCUGGGAUGUUCCUCUGGCUGACUCUGCGCCUUCCGGCAGGGCGAGACAGCUCCGAACUACUGGGUAAGCAGGAAAUGGGGAACGGAAUCCUGGCAAUUCCCGGCGUCGCCUUUAUGCCAGGCAAUGAGAAGGUUUGUCACAUUCGCGCCAGCUACAGUCUGAUUCCAGAAGAGGACAUGGACGAGGCAUGUGCCCGUAUUGCUACACUCGUGGAUGGAAUGAGGGCUUGAAUAUCUUUCUUAAAUAGGUAUUAUCUAAUAGGAUACUUCAUGAACUGAGU
Messenger RNA from Aspergillus versicolor CBS 583.65, 1448 nucleotides. Its product is annotated as aminotransferase-like domain-containing protein. Lineage: Eukaryota; Fungi; Ascomycota; Eurotiomycetes; Eurotiales; Aspergillaceae. Gene Ontology annotation, biological process: biosynthetic process. Gene Ontology annotation, molecular function: pyridoxal phosphate binding; transaminase activity. The record is from RefSeq and is a predicted model, not a curated record. The coding region runs from base 100 to 1398 and encodes 432 amino acids. The transcript is spliced from 7 exons.